Messenger RNA from Penicillium cinerascens, 483 nucleotides. RefSeq names its product TRAPP subunit BET5. The coding region runs from base 1 to 483 and encodes 160 amino acids. Gene Ontology annotation, cellular component: TRAPP complex. The transcript has 5 exons. Lineage: Eukaryota; Fungi; Ascomycota; Eurotiomycetes; Eurotiales; Aspergillaceae. The record is from RefSeq and is a predicted model, not a curated record. Gene Ontology annotation, biological process: endoplasmic reticulum to Golgi vesicle-mediated transport.
AUGACCGUCUACUCUUUCUAUAUUUUCGAUCGCCACGCGGAAUGCAUCUACAAGCGCCGCUGGCUACCUCGCCCAACCUCGAUCGUGGGCAAAUCCAACCAGGUGCCGGGAGCCGCGCCAGCAGGGCUUGGACAGACUGUGAAAGCAGGAGAUGAUGAUGCGAAGCUGGUUUUUGGAACGGUCUUCUCGCUACGGAAUAUGGUGCGCAAGUUGGGUGGGGAAGAGGACAACUUCGUUUCAUACAACACCAGCCAGUACAAGCUGCACUACUACGAGACACCGACCAAUAUCAAGUUUGUCAUGCUGACGGACCUCAAGAGUCCCAGCAUGCGCAUCGCGCUGCAGCAGAUCUAUAUCAAUCUCUUUGUGGAAUACGUCGUCAAAAACCCGCUGUCUCCGGUCGAGCACCCCGGUGGCAUCGGUGUUAACAAUGAGCUUUUUGAAGAGUCCCUGGAACAGUUUGUGACUCGUGUUCUAGCGUGA